Messenger RNA from Aspergillus campestris IBT 28561, 370 nucleotides. RefSeq lists its product as uncharacterized. Bases 133 to 321 code for a protein of 62 amino acids. The transcript has a single exon. Lineage: Eukaryota; Fungi; Ascomycota; Eurotiomycetes; Eurotiales; Aspergillaceae. The record is from RefSeq and is a predicted model, not a curated record.
AACUAGGAUUAUGGUGAAACUAACUACAUCUGGCCUGUCUCGAAUGCAUGAGUUUGAACGAAGAGAAUAGAACGUGCAGUUCGAGGGCUGCAGGUCGGCACUAUUUAUGACAACUGGCGGAUGAUGGGAACGAUGGCCCUGCACGUGGCUGAGCACGGCGUCGUUCAAUAUCAGAAUAUCCCCACCACGAGUUAUCAAUGGGUAAGCAUACGCGGUGGUUUGGUCGCGUUGGUCGCGUUGGUGGCUGCUGGGUGGAUUUAUCCGGCUGAUAUGAACGAUAGGGCGGUGGCUGGAGCAUAUCCAGUAUCCACCUUGGGAUGAUAGCAUGAUGCCAUUGUCUAUGAGGAGACCAUACUAACCGAUUGAGAAG